AUGGCUCAGGCGAGGCACAUACGAAUCCUUAUCUGCAAUAUGUUGAAGUCCAAAACUGAGCUCAGACCGAGCGUUGGAGAAAUAAUGCGUGACAGCCUUGUCUCUCUCGUUGACUAUGAAGACAAGCAAUUCAAGGUUGAUCUCCGACAAAAUUUUGCCGUUAUUGCGCCAGGACAUAAACCGCAUGAAACGUUACUUCUUCGAUCGAUUCUAUGCCUGCUGUAGAUCGGUUAUAUGAAGCUAAUUGAAGCAGCCAUGAAGCACAUCGGAAUCAAACCUGAAGUAGGCCUCUUGGAAAGAAUGAAGACAAUGGCCCAAUUCAUUCUCAAUCCAUUUGCCGAAGAUCACGAAUCAAUAGGAGAGCAUAUCGGAGAUCCAUUAGCUCGCAGACUCCUUGCCACGCUGCCUAAGGAUGCGUCGCUCUCCGUUUUCAAGGAGAAAUGCAAGGGUAUGUUACGUUCGAAAAAUGAGAAAGUGAACGAAUUUGCAAAUUGCUAUUUCAGAGCUAGAACAUAUUAUGGCUUGUAUACG
This is a messenger RNA of Strongylus vulgaris, 531 nucleotides long. NCBI's taxonomy places the organism in Eukaryota, Metazoa, Nematoda, Chromadorea, Rhabditida, Strongylidae. The record is from the annotation of a GenBank genome assembly.